Molecule: messenger RNA, 1047 nt
Organism: Dichotomopilus funicola
Lineage: Eukaryota; Fungi; Ascomycota; Sordariomycetes; Sordariales; Chaetomiaceae
Exons: 3
Coding region: 1-1047 (348 amino acids)
Source: RefSeq, a predicted model, not a curated record
AUGACGCUCUCCAACAAUACCAUCAUUGGUAUCGCCGAGCUGGUUGUCUACGUCCCGGCUUUAGUUGUUUCGAUUUUCGUUUGCAUACGCCAUGGGUUCUCUCGUAGCUCUGGAUGGCUUUACACGUUACUACUGUGUCUUGUCCGCGUCGUUGGUGCCUCUUUGCAAAUCGCGUCUCAGGCAAACCCGGACGACACAAACCUCAUUAUAGCUGCCGCUGCUCUUGAGAGCAUUGGUCUAACUCCGCUUGUUCUCGCAACCCUCGGAAUGCUGUCUCGACUAGUUGACUGGGUCAACCGCGAACUGGAAAGGCCAUUCAUCACCAUCAUCCACUUCCGCACCAUCCAGCUCUUCGUCCUCAUCGGCACCAUCCUAACCGCCGUCGGCUCCUCGAGCAGCAGCGACCCGAACUCACCACCCACGACCUCCAAGGUCAGCAUCGUCCUGUACACGCUCGCUUUCAUCGGAACCGUCGUCAUUCUCAUCUUCUCCACCCCGCACCGGCAACUCGUCCCAUCCGCCGAACGCGUCAUCAUCACCGCCGUAUUCCUCGCUUGCCCGCUCAUCGCCGUACGCGUGCUCUACUCCCUCCUCACCGUCUUCAUCCACAGCGGUGUAUUCAGGCGGUACGGCGCGCCCUUUGAGGUGCACCUCUGCAUGGCGUCCAUCGAGGAGUUCAUCGUCGUCGCGAUCUACUUGUUCAUCGGUAUGCGGCUGGUCAAACUCAGCAAGGAAGAACAGGGGGAGAUUCUUUCCCGGCCGUGGAAGGACGAUCAAGGUCAAGGUUCGCAGAGCGGGGGCCGGAGGGGUGGCGCGGGUCGUCUUGGUCGGCGCAAGCCCAGGGGUCUCAUUGGGGGGUUGAUCGGGUUGAUCAUGAGUGCCAUUGCGUCGCGGCAUGAGCGGGAGCGUGAGACGCAUCAGGGGCAUCAACGGAAUGGCUCGGGUUCUCGACAGGACGAACAUUUCUUGGUGCAGCAGCAGGGCCAGUAUGGGCACCGCCAGGGUGUCACUACGGAGUACGACCCGCACGUCUCUCGAAACGUGUAA